AUGGGUGUCAAGUCGCUAUGGGAGCUCCUCACACCAGUCGGGCGCCCCGUCAUGCUUGAGACCAUGGAGGGCAAGGCAAUGGCCAUCGACUCCAGUAUCUGGAUAUACCAGUUCCAAGCCACGAUGCGUGAUAAAGAAGGCCGCGGUCUGGUCAACGCGCACGUCGUCGGUUUCCUGCGCCGCAUCUGCAAGCUCAUGUACUACGGGAUCAAGCCCGUGUUCGUGUUCGACGGAGGCGCUCCGGCCUUGAAGCGCAGUACUCUGACAGAGCGUAAGAACAAGAAGAACGGAGCGGCCGCGAGUCACCAGCAGAUCGCCGAGAAGCUAUUGGCUGCGCAGAUGAGGAGGGAGGUUGUCAACCAGGCUCAAGCGCACGCUUCGAAAGGGAAGGGCAAGGCACCUGCCGGACCGAUCACCGUGGACGAAGAUACAGUCUACCUCGAAGAUAUAGAUCCUACGAUAUCCAAAACUCCCGCGAAAGCCAAACAGCCGCAGACCGACAAGACGGUCGAACAAAUCUCCCCACCUUCCACCUCUAAGAAGACCCGAUGGCAGGACCACGAUCCUUACCGCCUCCCAGACAUCGACAUGGGCGCGACCAUCGCCAAAGCGACCAACUCCGCCGCUCCCGACCCGCGACUCGCGACGGAGGAAGAGCUCCAAGCGUUCAUCGACGAGAUGCGGCCCGAGGACCUGGACGUGACCUCGCCCGCCUUCCGCGAGCUCCCGACGGAGGUCCAGUACGAGAUCAUCGGCGACCUCCGGCUCAAAUCGCGCCAGACGUCGUACAAGCGCCUGCAGAGCAUGCUCCGCAACGCGCGCACCUCGCUCGACUUCUCCAAGGAGCAGAUCAAGAACCUGAAGCUGCGGAACGCGCUCACGCAGCAGCUGCUCGUCACGACUGACACGAUCGGCAAGGCGAACAUCACCAUCCCCGUCCGGAUCGCGGCCGAGCGUAAUAGGCAGUACGUCCUCGUCAAGAACGACGCCGACAAGGGCGGAGGGUGGAUACUAGGCAGGCGGGACGAGGGCACGAUCGACAAGCCGAUCCAGAUAGACGCCGACGAGCCAGACGACCGUGUUAGUAGCGACGUCGACGCGGAGGAAGACGAAGACUCGGAUAUGGACAUGGAACCGGUACCUAUACCAGCCCCACCUCAGAUGGAUCCUGACCUGCGAGACCUGCGACGAGGCCAGGCGCUCACAGCCAUUGCUCGACGUGACACCUCGAAGAAGCUCGCUCCUUUAAGGACACAACCGAGACCGAAGGCGACCAAAACACCCCAACCUUUAUUUCAGCCGGAGCCUGAUGAUGAUGCUACCCCUGAACAACUGGAACCAUCUGAGGAUGAGGACGACGACAUGGAGCUCAUAGCGGCGCUGGAACAAUCCGCUGCAGAUGCCGAAGAACUCGAGUUGCAACGCGCUAUCGAAGCCUCCACGUCCGCGAUGCCCCAAACGCCAGCGAAGCCGAGUUCAUCAGAGGCUCACAUCUCGCCUCCUCGCAAUGCGCCGCACCGCGACGACGACGACGACGACGACGACGACGAUCUGUACGCGACCCCUAACCGGUUGGAGACCGCACUCGCCAUCGGAGGCGCCGCUCCACGCCGAUUCUCUGCUCAGGAGUCAGCGCGGAAGACCGUACGGCUCAACACGGCCACUUCUUCCUCAUUCGGUACCCCCUCUCUCCUGCUCGACGAGGGGCCCAGCGCGACCGCCACUCCGACCAUCAAUCUCGAUGAUUCCGACGAUGACAUGGAAGAUGUUCUACCCAGACGGCCGUCGAUCUCAGCGCAAGUCUCUAGCAUCUCGACCGCGACCUCGGCCCCUGAGUCGGUGACCGUAUCGGAGGAUGAAGAUGACAUGGAGGACGUUACACCGCUACCGGACGUUAGUCCAAGGUCGCAGAAUGACGAAGACCCCGAGCACUGGUCAAGAACGCCAUCGCCGGGGCGAGGGACUAAUGAAGCCUUGGACCGGCCGCGGGAUGACGAAACGUGGGACGCCGCGCAGGAGAUGGACCCGCAGGCUGAAGAAGGUGACUUCUUGAACUUCGUGUCCCAGGUCAAGGGCAAGGACCUGAGCGCCGUACGGAAGGAGAUCGACGAGGAAAUCCGCGUUCUCAACCAGCAAAGGAAGGCGGCGAUGCGAGACUCCGAGGAGAUUACGCACCAGAUGGUGGCCCAAAUCAUGACCAUGCUACGACUUUUCGGCAUUCCGUACAUCACCGCGCCGAUGGAAGCCGAAGCCCAAUGUGCGACCCUCAACGAGCUCGGCCUGGUGGACGGCAUAAUCACCGACGACUCGGACGUCUUCCUUUUUGGAGGUAAACGCGUGCUGAAGAACAUGUUUAAUCAGUCCAAAACGGUCGAAUGCUUUCUCCUCCCGGACCUCGCGCGUGAACUAGGACUGGACCGCGAUACCCUCAUCCGCCUCGCAUAUCUUCUGGGGAGCGAUUACACGGAGGGCCUGCCUGGCGUCGGACCGGUGGUAGCCAUGGAGCUCCUGAAAGAGUUCCAGGGCGAAGACGGCCUCCACAAAUUCAAGGACUGGUGGCGCAAGGUGCAGAUGGGCAGAGACCGCGAGGCGGACACCAGCACCAAGUUCCGCAAGCGCUUCAAGAAAAGAUUUAAGGACGUGUUGCAUCUGAACGACGAUUGGCCGAACGGGGCGGUUCGGGAUGCAUAUUAUCACCCGACCGUGGACGAAUCAGAAGAGCCAUUCAAAUGGGGUCUUCCCGACCUUGAUGCGCUACGCGGAUUCCUGUACGACGAGUUGGGGUGGGGCCAAACGAAAGUUGACGAGCUUCUGCUUCCGAUCAUCCACAAAGUGACCAAACGCGGCCAGGCGGCGGCGCGUAAUCAGCAAGGGACGCUCAACGAGUUCCUGGACAUCUCCGGCACGGGAAGCCACGCGCCCAGGAAGCGACAGGCGUACGCGAGCAAGCGUCUCCAGCAGGUUGUCUCCGAGUUUCGCACCGAACAGGCCAGGCGCAGAGCCGGUGGUGGCAGUGGCGAUGACCCUGACUCUGGCUCGGAGGGUAUUGAUGCGACACGCAAGCGAAAGACGAAUACAGGGAACGCGGAAAACAAGCGGGGUGCAACGAAGGGUAAGAUCGCAAAAUCCCGUGGCCGAGGCGGAGCUUCGACGUCGAGGAAGCGGAAGGUGAGGACGAGCGACGACGAAGAUGAAUAUCAUGACUUCGCUUCAGGUGUCGCUGCACCGGCACCUGAACCCCCGAAACGGAGGCCUCGUCCUCGACCAGUCAACAAACGCAAAGCGGCGAACUCGGAGGAGCCGGAGGAGUGA
Molecule: messenger RNA, 3312 nt
Organism: Punctularia strigosozonata HHB-11173 SS5
Lineage: Eukaryota; Fungi; Basidiomycota; Agaricomycetes; Corticiales; Punctulariaceae
Product: PIN domain-like protein
Exons: 13
Coding region: 1-3312 (1103 amino acids)
Biological process (GO): nucleotide-excision repair
Cellular component (GO): nucleus
Molecular function (GO): DNA endonuclease activity; single-stranded DNA binding
Source: RefSeq, a predicted model, not a curated record